This is a messenger RNA of Cololabis saira (Pacific saury), 2140 nucleotides long. RefSeq names its product thioredoxin-related transmembrane protein 2-B-like. Bases 85 to 1032 code for a protein of 315 amino acids. Gene Ontology annotation, biological process: brain development. NCBI's taxonomy places the organism in Eukaryota, Metazoa, Chordata, Actinopteri, Beloniformes, Belonidae. The record is from RefSeq and is a predicted model, not a curated record. Gene Ontology annotation, molecular function: disulfide oxidoreductase activity. The transcript is spliced from 8 exons. Gene Ontology annotation, cellular component: membrane-bounded organelle.
GCUAGUGACUCCGCGGCUACACCGUUAGCUCCAGCUCCGUUCACGUUAAUGAAGGGAUUAUUGUGAACCACCUCGGUGUUAGACAUGGCUCUGCUGACGCCGCUGCUGGCCUUCCUGUACCACCUGCCGCAGGUGUACAAGUGGCUGCUCCGGCCCUACUACGUAGCGUCUCUGUUCAUGUCGCUGGCCUUCCUGGCCGUCAGGAAGACCCCGGGGGUCUGCGAGCACCUGGACACGACGCGGGAGGACGGGAACUCCUGCGACUUCGACUGGAGAGAAGUGGAGAUCCUCAUGUUCCUCAGCGCCAUCGUCAUGAUGAAGAACCGGAGAGCAAUCACGGUGGAGCAGCAUGUGGGCAACAUCAUCCUGUUCAGCAAGGUGGCCAACGUGAUCCUGUUCUUCAGGCUGGACAUCCGGAUGGGGCUGCUGUACCUGACGCUCUGCAUCGUGUUCCUGAUGACCUGCAAGCCUCCUCUCUACAUGGGACCAGAGUACAUCAAAUACUUCAGCGACAAAACCAUCGACGACGAGCUGAACAGAGACGGUCGGGUCACGUGGAUUGUGGAGUUCUUUGCCAACUGGUCCCCAGACUGCCAGUCGUUUGCUUCGGUCUACGCCGACCUCUCUCUGAAGUACAACUGCUCCGGCCUGAAGUUUGGGAAAGUGGACAUCGGGCGUUAUGGUGAAGUUUCCAAGAGGUACAAGGUGUCCACUUCUCCGCUGUCCAAGCAGCUGCCGUCCCUGCUGCUGUUCCAGGGAGGGAAGGAGGUGAUGCGGCGUCCCCAGGUGGACAAGAAGGGCCGAGCCGUGUCCUGGAGCUUCACCGAGGAGAACAUCAUCCGGGAAUUCAACCUGAAUGAACUUUACCAGAGAGCCAAGAAGAUGGGCAAGAACAAGGGGGACAAGGUGGGCCCGUCCCAGUUCCCCGCCGUCCCCGAGGAGGACGAGGAGCUGGAGCAGCAGCAGGCCCAGGGGGACCAGGGGGACCAGGGGGACCAGGGGGACAACGCCGAGUCCAAGAAGGACAAGUAGGAACCUGGACCGGAGCCAGGACCGGAGCCUGGAACCUGAGAGUCCAGCUCACCAGAACCUCCUGCUACAUCUUCAUGCUCCGUCUGUUCCUCCUGAAGCAGCCGGACGUCUGGACACAUGUGUCCGUCUCCCCAACAGUCCUGCUGUCUGCAGCUGCAAGUCCAACAUGGCUGCUCAUUUUGGGGAGUAAUCCGUGAAUCUGAUGUUACUUUGUCUUUUUAAUGCUACUUAUUUAACCCAAAUUAGGUUUUAAAAGAAUGUUGUUAUUAACGUUAGAUUCUAACUUAUACCUCAGCGGUGCGUAGAGAGUCUGGUUUUUAUUUGGGGUUGUUUAAGUUUACUGAUGGACUGCAUUCCUGCUCAUAUCACUGAACCCAAACCCCGACGCACUGACGAGCCGCUGAAUACUGAAUAAAUGCAAGAUAACUAGUGGGAAACACUGUAUAUUUGAGUUGUUUAGCCUUUUCUGUAGGAAGGCUGUUGACGGGAUUCUACACUGGGAGUCCUGCAGAAGCAGCUGGGUUAAUAAAUGCUGUGUAGUUUAGUCAUAUUCAGAGCUGAAACCCUGCUCUUUAUCUGAUUAAAGAAUCAAAGACAGCGGCUCGUGAGCAUCUUAGCGUCCCAUUCCCUCCCAGCUGUAAUCAGUCCCUAAUCAGCCCACAUUCUCCUGAAACUCCAAAUGUACGUCAGUAUUUUUCCUUUCCGAGCCCAAAUGCUACUGAUUUGUCGUAGACUCAGAUUGUUUCCUGCAGCGUCUCUGCUGGUCCUGAGAGUCUUCCUGCUCUGGAGCUGCAGCAUGUUUCCACUGGGGGGGUUCACAUUCCAGGCACAACCAGGCACUUUUAUUUCUGUUAAUAUAUUUGCCUUUUCAGUAUCGUUCAAACCUCUUUUUUGUCUAACAUUCUAACGGUGAACUGUUGUGGUUAGGUUUGUGUUUUUAGAGGUACGGAGAGUUUACGUCCUGUUUCUUAUGUUACUACCUGUUGUGUAUUUUUUUUUUAAACGGACUUUACCUUUGUGUCAUGUUCAUUCCAGCGGGGCUGCCGUCGGCCCGCGGCCCCUGCACGGGAAAACUGUCUGUUUACACUCAAUAAAACUUUAUGCACGA